Messenger RNA from Schizophyllum commune H4-8, 1618 nucleotides. Its product is annotated as Aldo/keto reductase. Bases 402 to 1457 code for a protein of 351 amino acids. The transcript is spliced from 9 exons. NCBI's taxonomy places the organism in Eukaryota, Fungi, Basidiomycota, Agaricomycetes, Agaricales, Schizophyllaceae. The record is from RefSeq and is a predicted model, not a curated record.
GCUGUCCUCCCGUGUUUGUGUGGUCGAUCAAGGAUUUCUGACCAUCACAAUGAACUUGAGCUGCUAUCCAAGUUGACGAUAUCGUUGAUUGUCCGGCCCCGGAUCCUCAGCCGUCGGACAGGAGCCGUCAUAACUCGCAUUUCCGCAACGGAGAACGGUAGAGACCCGUAUUCUGCGUGAUUUAGUCCAUCACAGCAGUGCCAACACUGCUGCUUCGUUUGCUGUCCAAUAGGGUCCAAUCGCAGGGUAGCAUCGUGAUAACAGUCCAGUCAGAGCUCACAUCGAUGCCUCGGGUAGCCAACCGUACCACUGGCAGGUAGCCAUUAUAAAGUGGGGAUCAGCAGACUGCGCUGUCUUGAAACAAAGCAUCGCGGCGCGUCUUCGCCCUUUCCACUUGAACGAUGUCAGCACCCUCGGCGAAAUAUGUGCAGCUUGGAAAGAGCGGUCUGCGUAUCUCCGUCCCCAUUGUCGGCGCUGCGAGCUACGGGAACCCCAAAUGGGCGGCGACAGAGGAGUCAACACAAUGGGUGCUGGACGAGGAGCGCGCCCUGCCCAUCCUCAAGGCUGCAUGGGAUCGUGGGAUCAACACUAUUGAUACCGCCAACGUGUACUCGAACGGCGACUCGGAGCGCGUCAUUGCCAAGUUCAUUGAAAAGUACCAAAUUCCCCGUGACGAAAUAUUCAUCCUCACCAAGUGCUAUGGCCUCACUGCGAAGGGCGCGGACCACGAUAUCUUCACACACUCGCAUAUCCCGGUUUGGCGCCAGCGCAGGGAGUACGUCAACUGGAUGGGCCUCUCCCGCGCGGCCAUCUUCAACGCCGUCGAGGAAUCGCUCGCGCGGCUCAAUACGUCCUACAUCGACCUCUACCAGAUCCACCGCUUUGACCCGGACACGCCACCGGAGGAGACGAUGAAGGCGCUUCACGACCUCGUCGAAGCUGGCAAGGUGCGCUACAUUGGCGCAAGCUCGAUGCGCGCCUGGCAGUUCGCGCUUCUCAACGAGGUCGCCGAGCGGCACGGCUGGACGAAGUUCGUCAGCAUGCAGAGUGAAUAUUCGUUGCUCUAUCGCGAGGAUGAACGCGAGAUGAUAGCGUACUGCAAGUACCAUGGCAUCGGCCUGAUUCCCUGGUCGCCCUUGUCCGGCGGCGCGCUCGCCCGUCCCCUCAAUGCCGAGGAUACCCCCCGCUGGAAGUCCUUCAAUGCUUAUGGGGUCAACACACAACACGAGAUUGACGCCGAGAUCAUCAAGCGGGUCGAUGAGGUCGCAAAGAAGCGCGGCUGGGCUAUGUCUCAGGUCGCACUCGCAUGGGUUGCGCGCACCGUAGACAGCCCUAUCGUCGGCUUCAACUCGAUCAAGCGCGUUGAUCAGGGCAUCGUAGAUGGUGAGCUGACCGACGAGGAAGCCAGAUAUUUGGAAGAGCCCUAUGUGCCGAAGCCCGUUCGAGGCCACCCUUAAAAGGAAGGAUGUUAGUGGCGCAUUUCUACGUGACUUCAGCGGAUGGCUCUUUGUUUUCAUAUGUAAAUUUGUACGUGAUUAGGUAGUGUCAAAGCUUUGGCCAAAGGGAAUUACGUAGUUGGUCCUCUGUCAUAAGUGCUUCAAAGAUUUAGCAAGGCCAA